Onychostruthus taczanowskii (white-rumped snowfinch) is the source of this 1783-nucleotide messenger RNA. It is a transcript of the gene CGRRF1, whose product is annotated as cell growth regulator with ring finger domain 1. The transcript is spliced from 6 exons. NCBI's taxonomy places the organism in Eukaryota, Metazoa, Chordata, Aves, Passeriformes, Passeridae. Bases 180 to 1319 code for a protein of 379 amino acids. The record is from RefSeq and is a predicted model, not a curated record. Gene Ontology annotation, biological process: negative regulation of cell growth.
CACUCCGAGCCGCCAUGGCUCCACCCCGUCCCUGGCGCGCUGAGGGCAGCGCCUUCACUCGGUGCCGCCAUGGCUCCACCCCGUCCCUGGCACGCUGAGGGCAGCGCCUUCACUCGGUGCCGCCAUGGCUCCACCCCGUCCCUGGCACGCUGAGGGCAGCGCCUUCACUCCGUGCCGCCAUGGCUCCACCCCGUCCCUGGCACGCUGAGGGCAGCGCCUUCACUCCGAGCCGCCAUGGCUCCACCCCGUCCCUGGCACGCUGGGGGCAGCGGCUUCAGUCGCAGGCUGAGGGCGGCGCGGCCAGCUCGAUGGCCGCCGUGUUCCUGGUUACGCUGUACGAGUAUUCGCCGCUGUUUUACAUCGCCCUGGUGUCCGUCUGCUUCCUCGUCACCAGCGCGCUCGUCCUCGGCUGGUUUGGUUUGGGUGUUCCUGUUAUUCUGAGGAACUCAGAAGAGAGAGAAUCCAGCACAAGGGUAUUGAAAAAGCAGAUGAGACAAGUGAAGAAUCCUUUUGGGUUGGAGAUCUCUAAUCCUGCUGCAGCUUCAGUAACAAGGGGUGUAGUGCUGACACCUGACUGCCUGGAGGACUGUGUCCUUACCUGCUACUGGGGCUGCAACGUCCAGAAGCUCCACGAAGCGCUGCAGAAACACGUCUACUGCUUCAGAAUAAAGACUCCUCAGGCAUUAGAGGAUGCUCUCUACAACGAAUACCUCUACAAACAGCAGUACUUCAUUAAGAAAAAUGACAAGGCAGAGAAAUAUUGUCAGUUACCAGAAGAUGCUCAAGUUGUGGAUUUUGGCCCCGUGCCUAGAGCUCGCUAUCCCUUGGUAGCACUGCUGACGUUAGCAGAUGAAGAAGACAGAGAAAUACAUGAUAUUAUUGCAAUGGUAGCUGUAAUUCACGUUCCUGAUGAAAGCUACAGACUUUCCUGCCGAAUUUUGUAUCAGUAUCUCCUCCUGGCUCAAGGUCAAUACCAUGACCUGAAGCAACUCUUCAUGUCUGCAAACAGUCCUGCACUCUCCCCCAGUGAUACCUUCCCUGGUGAGAGCAGCACUGACAGAGGGCUGGCUGGAGGUGAACCAGAAUUGCAGGAAGAAAACAGCAAAGACUGUGUGGUGUGCCAGAAUGGCCCCGUGAACUGGGUCCUCCUGCCCUGCAGACACACGUGCCUGUGUGAUGGCUGCAUCAGGUAUUUCCAGCAGUGCCCCAUGUGCAGGCAGUUCGUGCAGGAGUCUUUUCCACUUUGCAGCAAAAAGGAGCAAGAUGAGGAUGAAUCGACCCGUGUCUUGCAAGAUGUUCUUCCUGGAAGAGUUUUUUAACGGGAGUUAAAAAUAAAAGACCUGGGUUAUGUGCACUAAGAUUAAAUGUGGAAGCCAGACUAUUUAUGGGAGGAUAUGUAGCGUUAACUUGUAGGAUUUUGCAAUUUUUUUGUUGGGUAAUUUUCAGCUUCCUUAUUUUUCCUCGCUCCAUAUGCUCACAGGAGUGCUGCUUAUCCGUGCAAUGUGGACAGGAGAAGUGCGUAGGAUAGCUCUGAAGGAUGUGAUUUUAUUUAUAACCGCUUCCUAGAUUUUCUUGGAGCACUGUUGGAGCUAUUUUGACUACUAAAUUUAGGCUGUCUACUAAAAAAAGAAUAAAACUUGCAAUGCAGUUGCCCAAGGCUCAUUCUAUAUUUAUUGUGUUUAAAAUACUAGAGCCGUAUAUCAUUUUAACUCGGUAUAAUUUAGGAACUUAGCACUUUACAGAAUGUACCAUAUGAAGGAAAGUAAAUAUUCUUCAAUGUUAA